Molecule: messenger RNA, 7787 nt
Organism: Megalops cyprinoides (Indo-Pacific tarpon)
Lineage: Eukaryota; Metazoa; Chordata; Actinopteri; Elopiformes; Megalopidae
Gene: rp1l1a
Product: rp1 like 1a
Exons: 4
Coding region: 88-7611 (2507 amino acids)
Biological process (GO): axoneme assembly; photoreceptor cell development; intracellular signal transduction
Cellular component (GO): axoneme
Source: RefSeq, a predicted model, not a curated record
CGAUCUAACGUUUCAGCACUUGAUUGCGUUGGUGGAAACUAUGGGCUUUCAGAACUGGCUUAAUUCAGUGUGGAGUGAGAGUGCAGAAUGCAGGCAGGUUCUCUGGGCUCUUCGAACCCCCACUCCCAGCUGCAGAAUGAGACCCAGCCCCAGGCCCCGCAGCUGGUGAAACGCCCCUCCCAUGUCACCUCUGCCACCCCAGCCAAGAAGAUCACCUUCUUCAAGAGCGGCGAUGUCCAGUUUGGCGGCGUGAGGAUGGCCAUCCACCGGCGGAGCUUCAAGUCCUUCAACGCCCUCCUGGACGACCUCUCCCAGAAGGUGCCUCUGCCGUUUGGCGUGCGGACCGUCACCACCCCGCGGGGGAUCCACAGCAUAAACUGCCUGGAUCAGCUGGAGGAUGGAGGCUGCUACCUCUGCUCCGACCGCCGGCCGGUCAAGCCCAUCAACAUGGAGGCGGCAGGGAAACGGCCGGCCGUGUGGCACCACAGCCAAUCCCACAACAUUCGCAGGAAGCCAUCCCGCCCAGAGGACGGCCCUGCCCCACACUCUGGCCACCGGUACCACCGGCACCCCAGACGGAUCGUGCUGGUGAAGAACAAUGACCCAGCGGUACGAAGGUCCAUCAUUUUGAGCCGGCGAACGGCGAGGAGUCUUCGGGUCUUCAUGGACGAGAUCUCCGAGCUCAUGCAGUGCCACAUCAGGAAGCUGUACACUCUGGAUGGCCGCAGGAUUGACAGCAUCCAGAGCCUCGUGCAGUGUCCCAGUGUAUUAGUAUGUGUGGGACGAGAACCCUUCCGGCCCCUCCUUGUGGAGAGCUUGAGGAAAAGUUCAGAUGAAAAGCUUCCAGGCCUGGGAACGAGGUCACGAUCCAGCACCAACAGCGAGGGUCAGGACAGCAAGAAGAAUGUGAAUUUUGGACUUGAGACAAAGAAGAGUAUCAUUCACCCAAGAUGGGAUUCCAGCAACAGGUCAACCAGGUUUUCCCUGUCCUCAGAAAAAUCCUGUCACAAUGGACUCAACAUGUCUCCGGGCAACUCUGGCUGCGUUGGUUCUUGCCCCCAUGCCAAAGAAAGGAUGAUGAACGAUGACAUUGAGAAAAGGGUACUUGUGAACAAGGAUGGCAGCCUUUCAGUGGAAAUGAAAGUGCGUUUCCGUCUGCUGAAUGAUGAGACACUUCAGUGGUCCACUGAGAUUAAGAAAUCUGCAGCAAAUGUCAGCGACUGUUGUUCGGGAAAGGGAGACGAACCGUGCUUUCUUCCGCAAGGCAAAUCAGAAAGCUGUUCGGAGCCAGAAUCCGCUUCCCAGUGUGAAGCUGAACUCAGCCGAACGCACCUGGAUGAAUCGCACUGUCAGAACUGCUGCAAUCACUGCCAAGAAUAUGACAUUUGGAAGAACCCUAUGCAUGGGGACGUGGCAGCAGUCAGGGAUAUUAGAUCCUGUUCCAGUUCCAGUGGAUGCUCUCGUAAAAUUGUAUGUAAAAAGGAAUCCGUGAACAGCAUGCACACCAUAUCUCGAUCUAGUGAGGAGUACACUGAGCAUGUUGUUGAAAAAGCGACUUGCUUUCAACAGACGGUUGAGGACGGAGACACGAGAGUAGAGUACUGCACCAUCAGUCGCUGCUGCAGCCGUAGUGGUGCAUGUGCAGCAUCUGCAACCUCCAAGAGCGGGACGUCAAAUGAGGAACACUGUGAGGGCACUGACAAUGACGAUACCAGACCUCACACUGCUGGUUCGGUCGAAUCUAAGGGCUCACAUAAAGAUCGAGUCAGUUUCAAAAUCACCCAGGUAUCAGAAGAACGUCCAGGUUCCGCAAUUAGUAAUUCUUCCAAGGUCUUGGAGUCACUUAAAGAGGACCUGGAUGAUGAUGAUGAUGACCUUCCACCAAGUGUGUCCAGGGCGUCUUUACGGUCUCAGAAGCACAACGCAGAGGACUACAGGGCAGUUGAAAGUGUCACAUCAAAUGGUUCUGCCAAUAACCCAGCUGCAAUGUACCAGUUAUUACCCAGGCCUCCAAGCAAAGCAUCUGUGUGCUCUGCUUGCUCAUUAAAGCUUCAGAGGGCCAGUAAGACUGUAUCCCCAUCACCAGAUGUACUUGACGUUGAGGUGGCUCAGGAGGAGAGUGAUGAAAGGGUAGAUGGCACUACAUCUGCUGCGCCUGCUGUCUCUGACAUUUCUUCUGGAUCCAGAAAAUCCCACAGAUGUCACUGUGGAGCAGCGUCUCCACAAUCUGUUGCGUCAGAGAUGCAGAAUGGAGGUGUGGCAGAGGGUGAGGAGGAGAACAGAGCAGUCAGCACAUUGUCAAAGUGUAGUGCAGCCUCAGAGGCAUCUAGAAAAUCUCAACAAAGUACAAGGGCCUCAAGGAUAUCCAGAAACUCACUUAAAUGUCAACACUGUAAUGGAUGUGACAGGAAAUCCACACCUGUAUCUACAGCAUCUAAGAGCCCUGCUCCUGUAGAUUUUAAUGAGGCAGAGGAAGAGGCUGGACCCAGAUCAGUUAGCGUGGUGUCAGCCAGGACAAAUACGUCCAUGAAGUCCAACAGAUCUGAAUGCACUGCUUUGAAAGGAGCAGAUACACCAGUGUCCGAGAUCUCUGAAAAACAGGAUGAAGAGAAGGCAAGAGACAGAGCUGUUAGCUCCAUGUCAGUCAAAUCAAAUGCUUCGUCAAGCUCUGUGAGGUCCAAAAAGCAUGUCUGCAAUGUCUGUGGUAGGUCUACUGCAGGAUCAAGGGCAUCAUGUAAUCCUGGAGAGGAUGGGAUUGAAGGAGGAGCUGUUUCCACCUUGUCAGUCAAAACAAACACCUCUGCAAAAUCAAGGUCUGGGGGACCAUCAAAUCCAGAAUCAGUGGCAUCAGAAAAUGCCAAUGGACAAGAUCUUGAGGAAGCACCAGAGGACACAGAGGGGCGGGCAGCCAGUGCUGUGUCAGCUAACACACAUGCAUCAGCAGAACCCAGGAAGUCCCACUCAUCAAGUUGUAAUGUGUCAGAAAGGGCAGAAACUCCAAGGUCAAAUAUUUCAGAAAGUGCUGUUGAUGAGAAUGCAGAAGGACAAGUGGAGGAGACAAAUGAUAAAGCAGAUAGUGUUGUGUCUGUCAGAACAAAUGUGUCAGCAAAGUCAGGGAGAUCAAAACAGUCUGAGGGCAAUGUGUCUGAGAGAGCAGUUACACCAGAAUUUGUAACAUCAGAUAAUCCUUGUGAUGAAGCAGCAGCACCAGAGGCAACCACAGAAAGAGCAGCUAGCAGUAUGUCCAAAAUCACAACAGCCUCUGCAAAAUCAAAAGCAUCUACAAAGUAUCAGUGUGGUGCUUCUGAGGGAGGAUCAGUUAAAUCAGAGAAGGUUAAGAGUGGAGAUACGGAAAGAACAACAAGUGCAUUGUCAGCAAAAACGAGAGCUUCUGCAGUAUCCAGAAACUCCAACAAAUCUAAAUGCAGUGCAUCUGGAGGUGCAAGAACUCCAGAGUCAGUGGUCUCUGAGAGCCCCACUGGUGAUAAUGGACAUGCAGAAAAAGCAGAUAGCAGUGGAGCCAGAGCAUCUACAAAGAGGGAUAGUGCUGAUAAUGAAUUAGAAGUGAAUGACAGUAGGGCUUGUAGCACAUUGUCUGUUGAUACCAAAGCUUCCAGCCGGUCAAAGAAAUCUGGUAAAUGUGGUUGCGGAGCCUCAGAGAGAGGUGGAACGCCUGCAUCAGACACAGCUGCUGAGACACAGGGGAUGACCAGUGCCAUGUCAGUAAGAUCCAAAGUAUCUGCUAAAUCACAACACGGUGCUUCUGAGAGAGCCUUAACACCCACAUCAACGGUAACCAUUUCCAUUGGACUGCCUGAGGAGCAGGCUGCAGGUGACAUGGAUGAAAGAGCUGGGAGUGCUGUAUGUGAAAAUUCACAGUGCUCAGUUCAAUCCGUAAAGUUAAAUAGCAAGUCUGACAGGAAUACUGUGUUAGAGCCUGUGGAGGGGAACCAUGACAUUUCUGAGAGAGCGGCCUCUCCGGCUUCAACUGCCUCACUGAUGCUCCCUGGCAGUGAGCCAGAGGUAGCAAGUAUAAAGUCUGCGAGCACAAUAAACUCCAGAAAACACAAACUGGAGCGCCAUUUAAAUGUUGAUAAUGACAGUAUGCCCUCAGUUAUGUCAAAAUCGUCUGCCAGCACUACAAAGAAAAAAUCCCCAGCUAAGCAUUCUCGACCUGCCAGUAAAGUGUCCAGUGUGUCAAUAUGUGUUCAGAAGGACACUGCACAUGAGGACGCUGAAAAGUCAUGUAAUGGAAUGCAAAAUGGAGACAUGACCCUGUCAGAUCAGGAUGAGAAAGCUUCAAGCAUCUGCUCCAAAUGCCUAUCAAAAGCUACAGCAGAUGAUGCCAUUUCAACUGCCACAUCAACGCCUGCUUCAAGUGCCUCAGCACGCUCUGCAUCAGGAAAAUCAGACAUCAAAGAUCAGGUCACCACAGCAGCAAAAGGAAGACCAAAAAACAAUCUGUGUAAUGGUUCCCCGCAUUUGCAAGUAAAAAGGCAAACAAGGAAGUCUGAAACCGGAAGCGACAAGAGGAGUGUUAACUCCCUAAAGACAAAGUCAAGUAUGAAGGCUCCUAAAACCGAUUUAAAAGUUGAGGGAACAGCAAGCCUGAAUUCCAAUUCACAGCACUGUCCAAGUCCACCGAAAGGGACUCCUAAGAAAAGACCCAACUUAUUGCUCGGUGCCUCAGGUGACAGUAUCUUGUCUCACUCGCUCUCUGCAGCAGAUCUGCUUAGGGAAAAUGCUGCCAAUACAAGACCGGCUACUGGAAGAUCAAAGUCCAGCGUCUCUAGCAAGACAUGCAAUGGUGUUCUUGAAGCAAAGGACAGGGGCACGAGUAUAAAGGACAAUAAAAGUGACAGGUCAAGUAAAUGCAGACACAAGAAAAGUGACGGCUCACAGCAAAAGCAGGAAGGUGAAAUUUCAGGCAUACUGCCCUGUAGUUUACCAAAUGCGUCUCCGACAGAGGUUGUGAAUGAAUGGUUGAAAAAAAUACCAUCAGAUGGUUCUAUGUAUGAAAUGGGUGAUGACUAUCAGGAGAAUUGUGAGGGAACAGAAAUUCAGCAGAGUCAGGCUGAAUCUGUGGUGGAGCAGAAGGAAUCGAUGGAAUUGACUGAUGACGUAGGUAAAGGUGAGGGGCUAAACGAAGAGGAAAAUGAGCACCAUGAGGAAGCUGAGCAGGCAAAAGAGGAAAAUGAUGAGUCCUGCACUGAAGAACCAACAGAGCCAAAGCUCCCAGAUGCUGAGGACCUAUAUGCUUCUGAUCCUAAAUGUCCCAAAACAGAGACCUUACCAAAGAACUGUCAUUCCUCAGUUCAGGUAAUGAAGAUCCUGUUGAGCUCCAAACUCAAUCGAUGUAACAGUCUACCCGAAGUGUCCCCGGUAUAUGGGAGAAAGCUCAGCUCCUCAGCCCAAGGCCUGUUGGACUGCCUUGCCCAACUUCAGCUUGUGGGCUUAGGUCCUGCAGGUAUUGAAGGUAACAACAAGAAGUAUCAGGAGGUGAUGAACAUCCUGCAGUCUCUCUGGCUGUCUGAGCCCUCGGACAGUCAGCAGGCAAAGCACAAGAACAAUUUCAAAAACCAUCACAAGGAAGAUGAUGAAUAUAACCCCAGGUCUUCCUCUGGAGUAGAUGUUAGCAGUAGUUCAGCAGGCUCUGGCAAGAGCCUGUGCGCUGUGGAUCAGGUGCAGAAAAUGGGGUCAGCACAGGGAAGAGUUACACCAGUUAUGGAACAGGAUACACAGCAGGAGUUACAGGAGGAACCUGAAGUGAAUGAAGGAAAGGAGGGCUCUCCAGUCUCCUCACCCAAACCAGCACUAGAUGAAGAAGUACCGGAUGAAAUUUCUGACGUAGCCACUCCAGACAUUGCCAGUCGAGUGCAGGGCAGUCCAUCGAAUGAAGAAGCAGAGAUUGAUAAAAAGAAGUGUAAUGAAGAAGAGGGCCCGGCUUCAGAUGAAAUAAUCAGAAGCAAUGAAAUUCCGGAUGUAAUAGAAGCACCUUCCUCAUCAAAUAAGAGCUCUGGGAAUGACAGCAAUGAUUUAAAGUCAUCGGGUCAAAAGGAUGUAAAUUCUGGGACACCUCCAUUUGUGGAAAAAGCACAAUUGACCAAAAGAGUUUCCCAAGACCCAGAUCCCGUUUGGGUGUUGAACUUAUUAAGAAAAAUAGAGAAGCAAUUUAUGACCCACUAUGUUAAUGCAAUGACAGAGUUUAAAGUACGGUGGGAUUUGGAUGACAGUGUCAUGCUUGAUACUAUGAUAAAUGAACUGAGAGAUGAGGUUCAGAAAAGGAUACAAGCAAGCAUUGACAGAGAACUGAAGAAAAUACAGAGCAGAGCCGGGAGAAGUCCGAGGCCACCCAUGCAAAACAUGUCGAGAGAGUCAACACUGCAAACCGAACAGCGGCGUCGACGCCUGAAGGUCAUGCGCAACAAAUCCAUUAAUCCCUCCGUCUCGAUAAGCGAAGGGAACUUCACUGCCACUGUAACUGAUUAUAGUGACCAGCGCAGCGAGGAUGAAUACUGCCCCUGUGACACUUGCAUGAAGAAGAAAAUGGCAUCCAGAGUUGUGGAGCCUGAAUUCGUACAGCCGGCUCCUGUGCUAAUGGCUUUCGAUCUCAGGAAAAUCCUUCAAAUGAAACAGCAACCUGCGAACAAUCAGAAAGUGCAAGAAAAAACUGAUGAGGCCAAAGGCAAUGGAAACCAGGAUGAAAAUGAAAACCUAGAGGCAGUGGAUGAAGAGGCUGAAGAGGAGAAUGAGGAAGAGGAACAGGGACGUGAUGCUAAAGCAGCUAAUGAGGAAGCACAAACAGAAAAGGAGGAGGAAAACAAGGUGGCCAAUGAGCAGGACAUGCUAGAGGAGACAGCUGAAGAUGACUGUGCUGUUGAGGAGGUGGAGGGGGGCGGUGCUGUAGAACAGGGGUGUGAUUCAGAAGUAGCAGAAAAUGAAGAAUUAGUUGAGAGUCAAAAUGAAGACACCAGGGGAGAUGAUGGUGAUCACACUGCUGAAGCUGGCGAGAACUGUGAGGAAGUUGAUGCGGCUGAGGAGGGCAGUACAGUGGAGGAGGGUGAAGCAAAUGAAGGGGCGGAGGAGGGAAAUGAGGCCUUUGAAACAUCUGAAACAGGUGAAGUCAACACGGCUGACAAGGGAGAAUCGACAGGAGACGAAGCAGCAGAAACAGCUGAAGAUGCUGCUGAUAAUCAGGUUUCAAAGGAGGACAAUGAGGCAGAAGGAGAAGCUCAAUCAAACAAAGGGGAAAAUCCUGGAGAAGAGAAGGAGGAUGUAGAGCAGGAAGUGCCUGAAGGAGAGUCUGCUGGAGCUGAGGCAGAGGGCAAUGAGGAAGGCUGCACCCAAAGCCAAGAUGCUGAAGCAGAGGAGGAGGAUGUGGAUAAAACUGCUACAGAGGACAAGGAUGGGGCAGUGGAAGAGGAAGAUGCUACUGCAGCAGAUGAUCACAAACAGGGUACUGAUGAGGAAGACAGAGAAAAAUCAGGGCAAGACGGGGAAGAGGAAUCUGAAAAUCAGCUGGCUCGACAGAUGACUAAAUCCUCUAUUAUGUCCCAGCAAGGAUCAGUGGAUGAUUCCGUAGAGCUAGAGACAGAGGCUGGGAAUACAUAAGGUUCCUAUGGAAUCUCAAGAAUGUGUCCAGCUUCCUCAUAGGAGGAGGAUUAAGGGACUUGGUGCUCUGGCACUGAGGCACCCCCAAAUGGACAACUUGUCAGCAAGCUCAUAGCCAGGCAUCUGGUUACUCCACUGAAAAAAAUCUACCAGAUCCACCAAAUCCAGAAAGCCAA